Komagataella phaffii GS115 is the source of this 1947-nucleotide messenger RNA. RefSeq lists its product as hypothetical. The transcript has a single exon. NCBI's taxonomy places the organism in Eukaryota, Fungi, Ascomycota, Pichiomycetes, Pichiales, Pichiaceae. Gene Ontology annotation, biological process: protein deubiquitination. Gene Ontology annotation, molecular function: protein binding. Gene Ontology annotation, cellular component: cytosol; nucleus. Bases 1 to 1947 code for a protein of 648 amino acids. The record is from RefSeq and is a predicted model, not a curated record.
AUGACCGAUGAAUCAAUCGCCCAGUUGAAAGAUAUGGGCUUCGAUGAAGAAGUGGCUAGGCAAGCAUUAGUUAUGACAAACAAUGAUGUCACUGGCGCUUUGAGCUAUUUAUUUGGUGACGGUAUUCCCAAGCAACAGCAAGGCGAAAAUGAGGACACCCAACAUCCAGAGGAGAAACCAAACCAACGGAGCGACAAGGAAAACGAUCAGGAAUUGGAAAUAGAAUCUGACCACGUUCAGAAUACUGACAUAAAAUUGGCAGGAUCAAGCUCAAGUUCAUUGUCACCACCACCAUUACCAUCCCGAGAGAUUCAUCUGGAUGAAGAGAUUCGGACAAAGAUUGCAGCUUAUGGAUCGUUGCGGUCUGAUGAGCCUGGAGUAAUUGAGGAAGACAGUGACAUUGAGGAUGAUGAUGAUAUGAGCUCUGUAGACUCCUCCGAUGAUUACACUGUCUACGAUGACCCUUCCGCAACACAAAGAAAUAGCUAUAUUCCUCCUAUUCUAGUUCCCAUCAAUUAUGAGUAUUUUGAGAGCUAUCUGGCUCCACUUAUCAUCACACUACACGAAAUUCCAAGUUUCCGGAACCUGAUUUUCAAAUUAGAGUCUUUCAAUGAUUAUGGGUAUGAAAAAAAUUGGUGGAAGGAUAAAGAUAUCAAGAUCGCUGGAUCUGUAGGAAAUAGGUUUGUUAUGGAGUUACAAAGAGUAGUCGCCUUCUUGGACAAUGCACCGUCAAAAAGAUUUUUUGCUAGUAUUCAUAACCUGGUUCAACAUUUGAGUAAAGAUCUGCUGGCAGGUUUGAAUGAUAUGGAGGGAGUUGAAGAUUUUUUUCCUGCCUUUUUUAAAUCACUCUCAGGCGCUGCUACUGGCGUUGAUAAUGAGAAACUACAGAGGUUAUUCCAAAGUGAAAUAAUUGAGAUCUAUAAUGGAGAAGAACGUGAAAAACAGGUAGUAGAAUGUUUUACUAUUGAACCAGAUGUUUUGAAGUGUAACAUUUAUCAGACAUUCCAUAAGUUGCUGUGGGAAAAUGAUUUUGAAAGAUUGGGAAUGAUACAUAUCAACCGUUUAAGUGAGGUCAUGGUCAUUCCUAUUUUGGGAAACCUGAAUGAAAGCGUUUAUGGUAGUUUUUCAGUUUCAGAGAUAUUUUACCCUCAAAUUUAUCUAAAAGAGAACGAACAGUUGAUGAGAUCUAAAAUUGAGCUGAGACAGGAGUUGAUCAACCAAAGGUUGAGCAAUUCCAAGAAAAUCAUGGAUAUUUCAAGUUAUCAAGGCAAAAGGGUUAAUGAUUUUUUGUCCACAACGGUCGAAUACUUGCAAAAUAAAGCAGAGGAUGAAGAAAUCCACAAGGCCUUACAAAACAUCAAUCAGAUCAAAGAUAACAUAAUCAAGGAAAAAUUGUCAAUAACUGACCAACAGAAUGCUAUUGUGGAGAAAUUAAACAGUAAUAUGGACCUGUUCAAUAUCCCAGGGAUAGUGAAGGAAGAAAAAUUAGACUGGGAACCGUAUUUUCUUACCUCAAUAGUUCUUGAUACUUCCAACAUUUAUUAUUUUACCAAAAACUUUGAAUCGAAGGAAACAGAUUACUGUUGGUAUCAGGUUCGAUAUUUCCAUAGAGAGCAUUCGAAGAGGGUCUCCAAUUUCAACAUUAGAAAAAUAAUGGACUUUUCCGAGAUUCAGAAUACAAUCCAUGAGUUUACGCGCUCGGGUAUUUCAAACACGAUGACCUUAACAUAUGUGAAAAGAUCAGCCUUUUUUGACGAAGAUCCAUUGGACGUAUUGCCAAACAAUUUAGUCAAGUUUUUCAACAGGGACAACGAGCAAUUAGCGGAAAACUUACGUGAAAACUCUGACGAGGAAUCGGAAGUCAUCGAUCUAACUAGAGACAGUGACAGCUACGAAGAAUUUGACUCCUCUGCUGAAUCAAAUGGUGAAUCGGCCCGGCGCAUUUGA